AGGGAGUUGUUUGGCGGAGCUCUCAAGUUUUUCUUUACUUUACAUUUUAUUUUAAUUUACCCGCACAAGAGUCGUUUUUUCGUUGUUUUCUUCGCUUAUCACUCGCACCUUCCGCUCCGACAUUUCGACGUCGCUGUGGUCGCGGCAACACCAACUAAAAACAGGCUCGCCGAGCAGGACAGCGGGACGGAAGGGGAAGCGCAUCGGCUGACCGCGGCUGGCUGAGCUGAUGAUGCCGACGUUGCGGGACAGCACCAUGUCCCACCCCGGAGAGAAUUCACACCAAGUCCGGGUGAAAGCGUACUACAAAGGGGACAUCAUGAUCACCCACUUUGAGCCGUCCAUCUCCUACGAGGGCCUGUAUGGGGAAGUCAAGGACAUGUGCUCCAUGGACAACGACCAGCUCUUCACCAUGAAGUGGAUCGAUGAAGAAGGUGACCCGUGCACCGUGUCGUCUCAGCUAGAGCUGGAAGAAGCCCUGCGCCUCUACGAGCUCAACAAAGACUCAGAGCUCAUUAUCCACGUGUUCCCAUGUGUACCAGAGAAACCCGGCAUGCCGUGUCCCGGCGAAGACAAGUCCAUAUAUCGGAGAGGAGCGCGGCGCUGGAGGAAGCUCUACUACGCCAGCGGCCAUGCCUUUCAGGCCAAACGCUUUAACAGGAGAGCGCAUUGUGCCAUCUGCACGGACCGAAUCUGGGGUCUGGGCCGACAAGGCUACAAGUGCAUCAACUGCAAACUGCUGGUGCACAAGAAGUGCCAUAAACUGGUCACCGUGGAGUGCGGGCGGCCGAUGAUCCAGGAACCAAUCAUGCCUGGACAGCCAUCCAAUCAGUUAGACCAAACAGAACAGCCAGGCCCUCAGAAUAAAGACUCCAGAGAGAGCUUGACUUACGAUGGAGAGGAGAAAGAGGCGCGGAACAGCCGGGACACGGGCAAGUCGCCCUCCAGCCUGGGCCUGGCAGACUUCGACCUGCUGCGGGUGAUCGGGCGCGGCAGCUACGCCAAAGUGCUGCUGGUGCAGCUGAAGAAGACGGAACGCAUCUACGCCAUGAAGGUGGUCAAAAAGGAGCUGGUCAACGACGACGAGGACAUCGACUGGGUUCAGACAGAAAAACACGUUUUCGAACAGGCCUCCAAUCACCCCUUCCUGGUGGGCCUGCACUCGUGCUUCCAGACAGAAAGCAGGCUCUUCUUUGUUAUUGAAUACGUGAACGGUGGCGACCUCAUGUUCCACAUGCAGAGACAAAGGAAGCUUCCAGAGGAACACGCAAGAUUCUAUUCAGCAGAGAUCAGCCUGGCGCUCAACUACCUCCACGAGCGGGGGAUCAUCUACAGAGAUCUGAAACUGGACAACGUGCUGCUGGAUUCUGAGGGACAUAUCAAACUCACAGACUAUGGCAUGUGCAAGGAGGGCUUGAGACCGGGCGAUACAACAAGCACUUUCUGCGGCACCCCCAAUUACAUCGCACCUGAAAUCCUGCGAGGAGAAGAUUACGGCUUCAGCGUGGACUGGUGGGCGCUGGGCGUACUGAUGUUUGAGAUGAUGGCGGGUCGCUCUCCUUUUGACAUAGUGGGCAGCUCCGACAAUCCUGACCAGAACACAGAAGACUACCUCUUCCAAGUCAUCUUGGAAAAACAGAUCAGAAUUCCUCGCUCGCUGUCAGUCAAAGCUGCCAGCGUCCUCAAGGGAUUCCUCAACAAGGACCCCAAGGAGCGUCUGGGCUGCCACCCCCAGACGGGCUUUGCCGACAUCAUGGGCCACCCCUUCUUCAGAAACGUGGAGUGGGAACUGCUGGAGCAAAAGCAGGUGGUCCCGCCGUUCAAGCCCAACAUCUCCGGCGAAUUCGGACUGGAUAACUUCGACGCCCAGUUCACCAACGAGCCCAUCCAGCUCACGCCUGACGACGAUGACGUGGUGAAGAAGAUCGACCAGUCCGAGUUUGAGGGCUUCGAAUACAUCAACCCCCUCCUGAUGUCGGCCGAGGAGUGUGUGUGAAGGGAGAUCACGCGCACACACACAUACACACACACACACACACACACGUCAGUGUCUUCAUGCGGUGUGGCGACAACCAUUCUUUUAGUUUUUUUGCCAAAACACGCAUCUCACACUUUGCCAGUUUUAAAACCACUCGUCCUUAAGUCUGUUUCUGUUUUUACACCACAUCCAAGCUGCACUGAUGUCAUUGUGUCACAGACCGGCUCUUUUACAAAGUUCUUCCAAGGUUACUUACCGUACCGUAGGCAGCGGUGCCGGGGGGCGGAGCCUGUCGCAGGACGUGAGCGUCCACGCUCAGCUAGCGAGCUGCUUUCAGUUUGUAUUUGAUUUGUAUGAAAGUAUAUGAAAAAAUCCAAUAGAUGUUAGGCAAACUAAGCUGGACAUUAGCAUGGAGGCGUCACCACCCCAACACAAGCCUUUCAGAGAAAUCUAUUUUUAUUUAACGAAAGCCAUGAUAUAUAUAGAAAUACUGUAUGUACACACACACACACACACACACAAGGAAGUUGUCUUUUUUCCUGCAGCGUUGGAGCGCUCAGGCUAAAAAAAAUAAAUAAAAAAAUACUGUGAAGAAAAAGAGCGUUAGCAAACGGGCUGCGGUCAAAGCGCGUGAUUGAGCAAGCUUCACACAUCAGGACCAAAACACGAAGACGUCGUCGCCGGUACGCUGGGAAUCCCAACUGUUCAGACCACGCCUUGUUUUCUACUUCCUCCAUUCCAUGUUCGGCUGUCAAUCACAGACGAGCGCAAAGCCGCCACCUGCUGGAUCCGCGGCUUUAAUGCUUGAUUUUCAUUUUUGCUUUUCUUUUUGCUAAAUGAAAGGACAGGAAGCGACGGAGCACAAACCUUCCUGGAUGCUUCACUCUUUUCCCCAGAAGCACAUUCAUUGGUCUGUUACUUAUUAUUAUUAUUAUUAUUAUUAUGAUGAUGAUGACUUUUUAUUUCUAAUGACUAUAUUGAGUACUAAAUGUGACUGGGUGGUGACCACCGCCCGGAGGACUCUGCUGACAUUUUAUUAUUAGUGUGCAAAAGAAAAACGCUCAAAUAAACAUUUUAUUUCUCCUUGUGGUAAAAAAAAGUCAUUAUUUCUGUCAUUGAUGGAUUCUAUUUCACAGAUGUUUGGUUUUUGGUUUUAUUUUUCCCCCCAAACACAAGAUAAUCUCCAGCCAGGUGGCAAGGGCGAGGAAGAGGAUGAGUGCCGUGACGUGAUGUGUGCGUGUGUCGUACUUUGUGUAUGUUGCUCGGGCACGGCGGCGCCUCCUCCAGCUGCACGCUCCGGUUCUCCCGACCUCCGUGGGCGCACGGCGGCUGCUCACGUGGCGCAUCCGGCAUUAAUGUGCCUCACCUGGCAAGGGCGAGCGUCAUGCUGGUGGGUGUCCCCAAUCACUUGCUCUGUAAGCACACCGUGUUCCUAAUUAUGCAAAUGAUGUUUUUCUCUGAUGGCCAAUGACAAGAGGUAGAUGGUCUUUGCAUCAUGAGAUGUCAAGCAUGACGGUCGUUUAUUGUUCCAUGGAAGAAAGUGAUCAGUCAGAAACACUACGUACUUUGCUGAGGUCAUUUUCACACCUUCAAUGACCAUCAAGGGACUACCAGCGCUCUCCCAAUGAUUCCCAUCCAAAACAUGACUCGGCCGCCUCCUUGCUGGUUAGAGUGGCCAAGUAGUCUGUUCAUGCAGAACUGCAACCUGUGGAGGAUCCUCCGCCUUGAGGUUCAUGGGGCUUCAGAGGCAGCAGCAGCUUCAAAUACCCGUGUGCUGCUGUGUAAUGGCUUCUCAGCGGGUACUCCUGAUGCCAUACAUUCAUUUGUCUGGCAGAAAGCUUUGUCGUUACGCCGUCAUCAGCACAAUCACGGCUGUCAUUUGAAUUUCCUCACUAUGAACGUUUUUGUGAAUGAUUGAACGUUUUCAUGCCUUGUCCGAGGCGUUGCAGUAUCUGCAGUAUCUUCUAAUUGGGCUCACCUGGCAAACCCGUAAUGACAAUUACCCGAAAUUGAUAUCUGUCGUCCAUCAAUUUCACUGAAAAGCAAAACAUUUGAUGUUUAUGAUGCUAAAGCCUAUUUGCAUAAUCAUCUGGAACACCUUGCAGCCCCUCCGAUAGCCUACUUCCUCUACGCGCCGGCCACGGUCAACACAUCGCGGAGCCCGCGUGGUAUCACGUACGUCGGGAUGUCAGGACCGCUUUAGCCAAUUCCUUCAUGGUGCUAUUUUUUUGGCAUUUAUAUGCAUCACUGCCACCUACAGGUCUGAAGUGGAACUUAAGGCGCCAUAAUCCAUGGAAGCAAUAACCCCAAAUUACAAAUACGUUUAGGGGUGGGGGGGACUGUCAUCAUGCUUUAACCCUGCAGUAUUAUCAAGGUCAUUAUUGACCUUCAUAUUUAAAAAAAAAAAAGAAAGAAAGAAAAAUAACUCAUUCAAGCCCAUCCACUUUUCAAAAGACAACCCCCUCAGUAGCGGCCAUUUUAGAUCAUCUGGACUGAUCUUUCAAGGCACACACAUUAUUGUGUUGUAUGUUAUAUAAACAUGGAACCUACCAAAACAAACAUUACACUCCCGUCUUUCAUAAGGAUAAAACAGUUUGCGUCUACCUUUUUCUCAUUCUUGUGUAAUCAUCAGUAGAACAUAGGGACGUUUCAGGGAAAUAUCAGUUCCCGACUAAAAAAGGGAGAAAAGCAGCUUUUUGUGAAAAGAUACAUUUCAAGCAUAACUUUGGCUUUGACACUAAUCUGUUUUGCUUCUGUGACAGCUCAACCAUCUAAACUACACCAACACAAAAACAUCAAAAUAAUUUAUUUACAAAUAUGACACCAACUAUUUGCAAUUUUCACACUUGGAACUAAGCUGUGUGUGCACGUAGUCUGUGUGCGUGUGCAUGCUUUAAAAUGUCCCUACAAUGCGCAACCUUCUGCUCUUCCACGUCCUCCUUGCAGUCGAGCGUGUUUUUACAUGCAGAAGAUGCAUGCUGAGCUCUGCCACUUUGUGGUUGUUUUUAUGGCUUAAAGCUGCUUUUAAAAGUAACAUCUUUUACUGUGCGGUUGCCUCAUCACCUCUUUUUGCGUCUCGCGCAAAAUAAACGUCAAAGAUGAAUAAAUACGUCUCUGGUAUUGAAUGAGAUAAUCUCGUGAUUUCCAAACAAGACAUUUUUGAGAAUGAUUAUUGCAUUUUCUUGAUCUGACUAUGUCCGAUAAUAUCGGAGGGCCGAUACUGGCAUGAAUCGGUAUCGGGUUUUUAUGAAAUGUUGACAUGGCCAGUGCAAGCCCACCCCCUUUAUGCUUUCCAUAGGCCCUCAGGUUCCUGGCUGCUCCGACUGUCCUGAAGUCGGCUAGCGCCACGUUAGCAUCUGGGACGCUAGCCAUUCAGUGAAGCGCAAAUAAGCUGCACUCCCUGAAGGUCUUCAUGUUCUUUGUCAGCUGGUCCGACUUGCUCGAUAGUGAAUUCACGUUUCCCGUGAUAACAGAAGGUACCGACGGCUUGAACCUCCACUUCCUCGCUAGCCGCCUGACUUUCAUCUUAGCCGUGCCUCUGCCGCCUCCAUAUCGAUGGGUGGACAGGGAAUCAGACCGAUGCGGGACGUCACCCUCGUGGCACGUGAACAUGUGCUUGAAUAAACAAACGGAGCUGCUUGAAAGGCGGCCACGACAGGAGAUGUGAUGUUACACUCAUCGGUAUCUGUAUCGAGUAAUGUCAAAUUGAGAGUUGGACAACGUAGGAUAUCGGCAAAAAAGCCAAUAUCGGACCUUCCUUACUAAUAUUAUAAGCGAGACAUUCCACAAAAAAUGAUUAACCUGGAAACUACAAUUAUAUCAGAAUGA
Messenger RNA from Dunckerocampus dactyliophorus (ringed pipefish), 5806 nucleotides. RefSeq names its product protein kinase C, iota (gene prkci). The coding region runs from base 230 to 1996 and encodes 588 amino acids. NCBI's taxonomy places the organism in Eukaryota, Metazoa, Chordata, Actinopteri, Syngnathiformes, Syngnathidae. The transcript has 18 exons. Gene Ontology annotation, biological process: protein phosphorylation. Gene Ontology annotation, molecular function: protein serine/threonine kinase activity; protein binding; ATP binding. The record is from RefSeq and is a predicted model, not a curated record.